This is a messenger RNA of Cololabis saira (Pacific saury), 1823 nucleotides long. RefSeq names its product integral membrane protein 2Ca (gene itm2ca). Gene Ontology annotation, biological process: negative regulation of amyloid precursor protein biosynthetic process. The record is from RefSeq and is a predicted model, not a curated record. Gene Ontology annotation, cellular component: extracellular exosome; plasma membrane; Golgi apparatus. Gene Ontology annotation, molecular function: amyloid-beta binding. NCBI's taxonomy places the organism in Eukaryota, Metazoa, Chordata, Actinopteri, Beloniformes, Belonidae. The transcript is spliced from 6 exons. The coding region runs from base 78 to 851 and encodes 257 amino acids.
AGCCAGAGUCCCGGCAGGCAGGCGAGCAGAGACGAGGACGAGGACCAGGAGAGCAGUUAUUAUCCGUGACAGGAGCCAUGGUGAAGAUCAGCUUCCAGGCCGUGGCGGGGCAGAAGCUGGAGAAGGAUGGAGACAAGACGGAGAUCCUGAUCCCCCACUCGCUGGAUGAAGAGGAGUUGGUUCUGCCACUGCGGCCCAAGAAAUCUCCCCUUAAUGGCCUGUGCUGCCUGACAUUUGGCCUGGUGGUCUUCAUGGCUGGUCUGGUCAUGGCCUCCAUCUAUGUCUACCGCUACUACUUCAUACCUCAUAUCCCAGAGGAGAAUCUGUUCCACUGCAGGGUGCUUUAUGAAGACUCUGUGUAUGCCCCGCUGCGUGGGCGCCAGGAGCUUGAGGAAAAUGUUGGCAUCUACCUGGCUGAUAACUACGAGAAGAUCACCGUACCUGUACCUCACUUUGGAGGCAGUGACCCAGCUGACAUUAUCCACGACUUUUACAGGGGCCUGACUGCCUAUCAUGACAUUGCUCUGAACAAGUGCUACGUGAUUGAGCUCAAUACCACCAUUGUGAUGCCUCCGCGCAACCUCUGGGAGCUUCUUAUCAAUGUCAAGAAGGGAACGUACCUGCCUCAGACUUACAUCAUCCACGAAGAGAUGGUGGUGACGGGCAAAGUGCACAACAUGCAUCAGCUGGGACCUUUCAUCUACCGGCUCUGCAACGGGAAGGACACGUACCGCCUCAGCCGCCGCAUCGCCCGCAGACGCAUCAACAAGCGAGAGGCGAAGGACUGCCACCACAUCCGCCACUUUGAGAAUACAUUUGUGGUGGAGACGGUUAUCUGCGACGAAGCGUGAACACAAUGGUGUGAGCGCCCCCACCGACUAGCACAUCUCCAGUCACCUCCCCAGCCACUGUAGCACUCUCCUGUAGAUGUGAUCAUGUCUGAAUUGCACUUUAUCGUGAUUUUGAUUUCCCUUUGUAAAAGAUUUUUCUCUUAUUGCGGUUCCCCUUAUUGCCACCGUGUUUUUGUUCUAUGUUCCGUCGGUGGUAUUUACCCCAAAGUGUGACACAAUACAACGUUGUUGGUUCAGUCACAGGAUUUUCCAUGUAGCAAAUCCUUAAGCCAAUAAUAAAGCAUCAUUUCAAGACCUGUCCUCUUCGGGGAUUUGUAUGAAGGUUACUGUCUCCAUGUGUUGUCAAGGUGACCGUUUGUUGUUUCUUUUUCCGCAGUCCUUGAGGUUACUUUGUACUAACAGUUAUCUGUGCUCAGUGGAGGUCUUGUUUCUUUAUGGAUUUACUGCACACGCAGUAUGUUUUGUCUAUUGUGCAAUGUAACUGUAUAGCUGCCGAUGACUAGUUGCCUGCUUGCAUCAUCUCUUGCUUGCAUCAUCUUUUGCCUCCUUGUUCCUCUCUUUUGUGAUCUUAUCAAAACACUACCACGAUGUAGAAGUGAAGGCUGCUUCCAGUCUUCAGAUUCCUUUUAAUUUAAAUCAUUUUCCAUCUCUGAACCAUUUCAAGACCAUUAUGUUUCAGAUGCUCUCAUUUGUUGACCCCCAACCCCCCUGCCACCCCCCACUACAUAUAUAAAACAUUUUACAAACGUGUUUGCCUUUGCAUGUGUUCAUCGAUGAGAGUGACGCGGCACUCUUAGAAUGUUUUGUAAAACGUUUAAAGCCUUAGUCCAGAGUCAGAAAUUGGACUAAAGUCAAUACAUUUAAAAAGGGAGCAUAUUAUUGACAUGUUAAAAAUGUAGAACAAAUCAACUUUUAUCUGUAUAUUUUGCCUGUCUGUGAAUAAAGUAAGGAAAAAAAAUAAAGGCUGAAUUG